ACUGCAGCCACGGUUACAGACAAAGUUGAUCACCAUUCAAGUGACACCGAGGAAUGUGCUAGUAAAACCCGCUUUCGAGAUGAAGGAGGAGCUAAACUGGGCAAGAAAAUUGGUUUAUUAAAUAGCAUCAGCAUUAUUGUCGGAUCCGUGAUCGGGUCGGGAAUUUUUGUUACUCCACAGGGAAUCCUGAGACAAACACACAGCUUCGGAGCAAGCAUGAUUAUAUGGGUUUCAUGUGGCCUUUUCACAUUUCUCGGAGCUUACUGUUACGCGGAGUUGGGGACAAUGAUCCCGAAGUCAGGAGCGGACUACUCCUAUACUUUCGAAGCCUUUGGCCCGUUUUUCGGAUUUCUUCGACUGUGGCUAGAAGUGAUCGUGGUGAGACCGGUUUCCGCUGCUGUUCUGUCAAUGGUGUUUGCAGACUAUAUCCUGGAUCCAGGAUUUAUUACAUGCGCCACAUUCCACACUUCGGCUGUUCGAUUACUAGCCUGUAUUUGCGUGCUAAUUGUUGGGUUCAUAAACUCUCUGUCCGUCCGCUGGUCCACACGAGCGCAAGACUUUUCAACCUUUACCAAAGUCUCCGCACUUAUUACGAUCAUCGUUACCGGAUUUGUGCAAAUAGCACGAGGCCGGACAGACGCACUCAGUGCUCCGUUUGAAGAUUCGAAUCUGGACCCGGGCGAUUUGACUGUAGCCUUCUACAACGGCUGGUUUGCCUACACCGGUUGGCACUACUUCAACGCUAUGGUGGAAGAGAUGAAAAAUCCCCGUCGAGAUCUGGUCUUGGCACAUCUCAUAUCGUGUGUAUUUAUCAUAGCGCUCUAUACACUGGCCAACCUUGCCUACGUGACCGUGCUUUCGAUCCCAGAGAUAUUGGAGGCAGAUACCGUCGCUGUUGUGAGUACAGUAUAUCAU
Messenger RNA from Opisthorchis viverrini, 915 nucleotides. RefSeq lists its product as hypothetical. The record is from RefSeq and is a predicted model, not a curated record. The annotation marks the transcript as partial. Gene Ontology annotation, cellular component: membrane. Lineage: Eukaryota; Metazoa; Platyhelminthes; Trematoda; Opisthorchiida; Opisthorchiidae. Gene Ontology annotation, molecular function: L-amino acid transmembrane transporter activity. The transcript has 3 exons. Gene Ontology annotation, biological process: amino acid transmembrane transport.